AUGAGUGCUAACUACCUCAUCAGCAAGGAGGGACAUCAAUACCGGCUGGUGGAGGAACAGCUUAUGGCUUGGGAUUACAACUUGGCAUACUGCGGAAGCACUUGCUUUAUCGAGGGUGACGGCUACAUGGAGACUAAAGGCCGCAUCAAUGAGUUGAAGUCGUAUUCAGUCUCCAUCGCGUUGGAGGGCGACGGUACGGUUGAAUAUGAAGAAGAGCAGUAUCAGAGUCUCAUCAAGCUGCUGCGUGCCAUCAGCAAGACUUGGCACGUGGACCCCUGGAACGUACUCGCGGCGGGUGAAGUGACGCAGGAACCGCCUGAGGAGGAGAAGCUUCAGCCCGGUAAGAAGUUCGACUGGGGCCGUUUGGUGAAGGAGAACUUCUCCUUAGGAAUUGAGACUGGUGCCGUUCAGGACGCGCGCCAUGCAGAGCAGGAGAACUUGGCGGAACGCCUACGAGAGUGGGGCUAUGAGUUUGGCCCGAAAGGUCCUGAAGAAGCAAUUCACAACACGAUGUUCAGACGCCGCCUGAAGCAGUUUCAGCACCGCUACAUCCCUCUGGAAGCAGAUAGAGGCUGCGAUUUGGGUGCCUCGCUCAAGUCGGUUGAGCUGCUUUUGCGGCAACGGGCAGAGCAGCGAAAGGUCUAG
Symbiodinium pilosum is the source of this 645-nucleotide messenger RNA. The record is from the annotation of a GenBank genome assembly. NCBI's taxonomy places the organism in Eukaryota, Dinophyceae, Suessiales, Symbiodiniaceae.